This is a messenger RNA of Haemonchus placei, 807 nucleotides long. The record is from the annotation of a GenBank genome assembly. NCBI's taxonomy places the organism in Eukaryota, Metazoa, Nematoda, Chromadorea, Rhabditida, Trichostrongylidae.
AGAGCCGAGACGAGCGUGAGCCUAAACUCUACCACCUCUCAACGACUUUUUGAGCGUUGCGAUUCGAGUGAUAGCGGCAGCGAAUCUAUGGGAGGCACCGUGUAUUCAAAAGUAAUAACUACAACUUUCAGGAAUAUAUCACAACUAGCUCAACGAGUUCUGUGUAUGACGCAUAACGUGCUGCCAGCCUAUACGACGUUAUUGGAGCAGUACCCCAUCUAUAUUGCAGCACUCGAUCAGCUCACAAAAAGCAACGCCGAAUUCCGAACUGAAAUCAGGAAUUUCGAGGAAUCAAGUCAAUGCUACAUUCCAUUGAACUGGAUUUUACUAAAGAUCCUGCACAGAAUAGUAGCUUGGCGACCGGUAACGUGCCACAAAAUUGAAAUGCUCCUUUCCGAAGGCAUCACCGAUGCCGAUUUCGGUCCAAUUCGAGUGGCCUUGGAAAAGAUCGCUCGAUUUGCGGACAGCACACGAAAGCAACGAGAAGCGAUCACGGAAUUCGUUGCGCUACUUCAGUUGGAGCUUGAUACUGCCACUCAGGGCCUUCUGACGCAACCAAAUCGGGUAAUUCCAUUUGAUAUUUCGCCAUUAGCCAACCUUCCACUUCUCGAGUACAAAUUAUGCAUGCCAUCUGUUGUCGAUCGCGUGCAUCAUUCCAAUUGUUUCAAGCUGGUCUACUCCACGCACGAAUACUUCUUCCGCACCAAUGGUUCAUAUUCAUUUCAUAGAUGGACCGAAGCUUUACGCAAAGCCGCAAUCUCACAAGUAGUGCCAGACGUCGUCACCGCUCUUUCAUUACGAAUCUGA